Messenger RNA from Aspergillus ochraceoroseus IBT 24754, 654 nucleotides. RefSeq lists its product as uncharacterized. Lineage: Eukaryota; Fungi; Ascomycota; Eurotiomycetes; Eurotiales; Aspergillaceae. Gene Ontology annotation, biological process: cellular response to oxidative stress. The transcript is spliced from 3 exons. Bases 1 to 654 code for a protein of 217 amino acids. The record is from RefSeq and is a predicted model, not a curated record.
AUGGGCUCUAUCGCCGGCCAGUUCAAGAACCCCGCCACGGCCAGUCUCCUCGAGCUGGUCAAGGGCCGCCGCACUAUCUACGGCCUGAAGGCGGAAAGCCCCAUUUCCGAUGAGGCCAUUGAGAGCAUUGUCAAGGAUGCUGUUGUGCACGUUCCCAGUUCUUUCAACACCCAGACUUCCCGGAUUGUGUUGCUGCUGAAGGAGGAGCACAAGAAGCUCUGGGAUAUCGCUAUCAGCGCCAUGGAGGGCCUGGUUGCUGCUGGCCAUCUUUCCCAGGAGGCCUUUGAGAGCAGCACCAAGCCCAAGCUCGAGGGUUUCCGUGCUGGUUACGGAACUGUUCUGUUCUUCGUCGACUACGACUCUCUCAAGGAUGUCAAGGCGAAGUUUGCCAUGUACGCUGACAAGUUCGACCCCUUUGCUAUGGAGUCCAACGCCAUGUCCCAGUACCUUGUCUGGACCGCGCUGAGCUCCGAGGGCUUCGGUGCCAACUUGCAGCACUACAGCCCGCUCAUCGAUGAGCAGGUCCAGAAGCAGUGGAAUCUCCCUGCAACCUGGAAGCUCGAUGCUCAACUUGUUUUCGGUACCCCUACGUCUGGCCCCUUGGACAAGGUCUUUAGCCCUCUGGAGAACCGCUUCAAGGUGUUCGGCAACUAA